ACAUGAAGUUCUUUCGAUGUAAUACUAAAACUCUCAUCAAGCGCUCAUAGAAAGGUUGAUCAAAAUUAAUUUUCUAAAAAUCCGUUUUGGCAACACAAACAAAUCCCAUACAUAACCAACAAGAUUUCAAAUUCAAAAAUCGUCGACAGAAUGUAAUUGUUGAGAAGUUUACUCAGUGGAAAUAAAACAUAAAAUAAAUAUGCUUAACGUAACCGUCCUGUGGGUUAAUGUAUUAUUAUUAAAGUCACUUUGUUUUAUAUUACUAUGUGAAUUAUUACAAUGUAAUGCAUCAACAAAAUCUAUAGAUGAUUUAUUUUAUCAGUAUGAUGACGAAAAAAAUUCUAUGAUAGCGACCCAGCAACAAGAUGAUGCUGAUGUUGACGUAAAUUUUUACGAUGAACUGGACAAUUGGAUGAUUCUGGAAAAUUCAAUGAACGUUAUUUUUUUUGGACCUCCUUUAUCUUUUUUGAGAAUCGACGCUGAAAGUAUUUUGCAUAUACUGACAUAUACGAAAAAACAUUUAAUACCCAUCAGUAAAGCCAUUCUGGCAUGGGAUAUCGUAACUGAUGGAAAAACUGCAGCCUAUUUACGAGGUCGUGAAUUAACGGCGUUUGAUAGUCUCUUGAAUGUAGUACCGGAAGAGGACUUAUACUAUAUAAAUUUUGGGGAUCGUAGCGUAAGAAAAUAUUUUGCACGGACUGAAAUCGACUUAUCACCACGCAAGUACGGAGUCUUGGCAGCGUCAUACAAAAGAUAUUUCGGUCCACAUUGGUAUAGAAACGGAUCAACAAUUACUAAAUUAGGCUACUUAAUUUGCGGUUUUCCAGCAUCGGACAUGAAAUUGAUACAACCUGAAGAUUUUACAGAUAUUAAUUCAGAAAUUUUCAGUAAACUUGAUAAAUGUACCAACACACAAAUAUCGGUUCUAUACAAUAUUGCUACUCACCGUGAAGCUUAUGGUCGACCUUACCAAUGGUCGUCACAUGAAAUUAAGAAAAUAGGUUUCUUGUUAACGCAUUUGCCAGAAUACGAAAUCAGUGCUCUACAGUUAGAGGCCAUAUCAGCUAUUUCACCAGAAGUGAUGGCAAAUAUGAAUCAAAAUAAAUUGGAAUACUUCACAUUACAACAAAUAUAUAGGAUGGAGCCUAAAACACGACGGAUAUAUAUUUUACGAAUGUCGUUGAAGAGCAGUUUGACUAUAGAGCAAUUAUCAAGUAAGCGUAGAAGAAACAAGUAAAGGUUGAAAAAACGUGUAUAUCAGGAUCGCAGGUGUAUUUUUCAGAUUGGCCCGAAUAUAUUGCCGUUAUUUGGUACCUUCUGUGUACUUUUACGUACCUCUCCUGAAAAUCUGUGUACCUACGUCCAUACAAUGAUAUUUUGAAUAUUAGGUACACCCGCCAUCGUGAUGUGAGAAUCGCGGGUGUACUGUUAACUCAUAUAUAAAAAUCUAUAUUAUAGCGAAACAAACAACAUCUACUUUGAAAUUAUAAUUUUAAGGAAGAUAUACUUCCAAAUUAUAUAUCCUAAUCUAAAUAAUUACUGAUUUAUCGAAAAUCACGCUAUAAUUAACAAUACGAUACCUACCAAUAUUCAUAAUUAUAUUAUUUUACUUAGCUUAUAGUUAAAUGUCCUAAAAUUAACUCUAACAUUGGUCACCCUUUUGAAGACAUAGGUACGUAUAUAUUUCAGUACAUCUAGUUGUAUGUGAUUUGUGUACACCAUUUAUAAUAAUAUUUAGUUUAAUUAUAUUUAUAAUUUACCUAUAUAGAUUUUAAUUGUAAUAAAAUUAUGAAUUGA
Messenger RNA from Pectinophora gossypiella (pink bollworm), 1797 nucleotides. RefSeq lists its product as uncharacterized. The transcript has 7 exons. The record is from RefSeq and is a predicted model, not a curated record. Lineage: Eukaryota; Metazoa; Arthropoda; Insecta; Lepidoptera; Gelechiidae. Bases 200 to 1237 code for a protein of 345 amino acids.